Aspergillus tubingensis is the source of this 1029-nucleotide messenger RNA. Its product is annotated as nucleoside-triphosphate phosphatase. The transcript is spliced from 5 exons. The record is from RefSeq and is a predicted model, not a curated record. Lineage: Eukaryota; Fungi; Ascomycota; Eurotiomycetes; Eurotiales; Aspergillaceae. The coding region runs from base 1 to 1029 and encodes 342 amino acids.
AUGACACUCCCAUUAGGAGCUGUGCAGCUAGCUGUGGUCUCAUUCAUCGUGGGCCCCAUGGCUAUCAUCGCUGUGGCGCUAAGACUGUGGUCCAGAUAUCUACAGGGAAGGAAGCUGGCUGCAAAUGAUUACUUGGCAUUGGUAGCAUUGGUAUUGGCUGAAUCUGCUUUGUCCGUGUUUCUGGCAGCUGGCUUUGCUGCUGGCUUGGGAGUUCAUUUAGAUGAGCUCUUAGCAAGAGAACCUCAAAAGUUUGCCCUGCACAUGAAGCUUUUCGUGCCUGCACAGCUGCUGUGGGCAGUAGCGAACUCGUGUGUUAAGGCUUCGAUAUUGUACCUCUACAUCGACCUCUUUCCCAAUAAGGUCUUUUGCCGUUUGUGCUAUGGCACCCUGUUCACCACUGCCGCAUACUUCACCAUGGUACUGCUCGAAACCUUCGCGCUUUGCAAACCGGUCCAAUAUAACUGGAAUAAAUCGAUUGAAGGACAUUGCACUGGUGAAAAUAUUGCUUACCUCGUUGCUGGCAUUGUCAAUCUCACCAUUGACACUUUCAUUGUUAUUCUACCGAUGCCUUUGGUUUUCAACUUACAACUGAUUUUAUCAAAAAAGAUUGCCGUCUCUGCAAUGUUUAGCCUUGGCGUGUUGAUUUGUGUUAUUUCUUUGUUGAGAGUCGUUUGGUUGUGGACUUGGAAUCUAGCUGACAUGACCUACACCGUUACACCCGGUGCCAUUUACUCGGUAUUGGAACCAAACCUUGGCGUUGUAAACGCGUGUUUACCCACAAUAAAACCUGCUAUCAACGAGCUCUUUGGGUCUUGCACGCUCCAUGGUGCGAAAGGUAGUUCCAACAGCGGUGGUGUUUAUAGUAGCAGAUCCAGUCGAAAGCUCAACGGAAAAGUGAAAGGCAACCUUACUCGGGAUUUCGAGCGGCUUGAUGAUGAACUUGCACUACAUGAGGUGCACAUCAACAGUCAUUCAAAUGUUGGUCUCAUCAGCGGUGACCACAAAUCGUCGAGUCCAAGUUUACCUUGA